AUGAGGCUUAGUCUACAGUCUGUGGCCUCGCCUUUGGCCCAGCCGGCAUCUGAGACAAGGGAACGGCGCCUCUUGGAGCUGCAGCUCAUGAAUUACUUCUGCUUCAGCGUAUGUUCUUCUUUGCCCGGAACAUAUUUUCCCGGAAUCCGCCAGAUCUGGACAGUCGUCGUCCCCAGGCUCGCGAUCAGCUACGAUGCUCUCCUACAUGCCAUCAUGGCACUCUCUUUGCGGCAUAUGCUCUGCACCGGCUGUCAAGAUAUUGCGCCACUAGACAAAAUCAAACUUUACCACGCUCAGUACCUCGAAGCGACGUUGCAGGAGUAUCGCAAAGUCGUUGUUACUUUGACCACAGCCGUUGCAGACGCUGCAAGCUUCACAUCGGUCGUCUUGUCGCUGGAUGCCUUUGCGAGUCUGCGCGACCGUGAAUUCGGCGACUAUACGGCCCCAGUGCAGUGGCUGCAGCUAUGCAAGGGCGUCACGCAAGUUUUUCGAGUGACGCUUCAGCUCCUCGGGGGCGAUGCAGAGGCCAACAUCAAUAAGAUUGUCGCCACCAGCGGUCCGUUUGUCGAGCCUUCUAAAAUUCUGUGCGAGGCGAACAGAAAUCAGUUCCCUGCGCUGCUCGUUCGGCGACCGGAAGAUUCAGAUGAAGACGAUGCUGCCUACAUUGACACUGUGAGUUAUAUCGGCGCCAUCCAAAGCGCUGCUGAUGCGGGCGAGCAUAUGGAUGCCAUCACGCGCCGCUUGGUCAUCUAUCCAGUGCUCUUUCCGCAACGCUUCGUCGCAUUGUUGGACGAGCACCGGCCGCGUGCCCUGGUGAUUCUUGCGCACUUUUUUGCAGUUGCGGCACACUGUCAAGCAUCUGCCUGGGUUGGCGAUAUCCCCAAGAAAGAAAUUCUUGCUUUGGAAGAAUUUUUAGCGCCACAGUAUCGCCAUGAGCUUGCCUGGCCUCUCAGCGUGGUGAGGCCGCGCGCUAGGUGA
Beauveria bassiana ARSEF 2860 is the source of this 978-nucleotide messenger RNA. RefSeq names its product C6 zinc finger domain protein. Bases 1 to 978 code for a protein of 325 amino acids. The transcript has a single exon. Gene Ontology annotation, molecular function: DNA-binding transcription activator activity, RNA polymerase II-specific. Gene Ontology annotation, biological process: regulation of transcription by RNA polymerase II. NCBI's taxonomy places the organism in Eukaryota, Fungi, Ascomycota, Sordariomycetes, Hypocreales, Cordycipitaceae. The record is from RefSeq and is a predicted model, not a curated record.